Messenger RNA from Galeopterus variegatus (Sunda flying lemur), 957 nucleotides. Its product is annotated as dynein heavy chain 3, axonemal-like. Gene Ontology annotation, cellular component: dynein complex. The transcript is spliced from 4 exons. Gene Ontology annotation, biological process: microtubule-based movement. The annotation marks the transcript as partial. Gene Ontology annotation, molecular function: minus-end-directed microtubule motor activity; dynein light intermediate chain binding; dynein intermediate chain binding. The record is from RefSeq and is a predicted model, not a curated record. Lineage: Eukaryota; Metazoa; Chordata; Mammalia; Dermoptera; Cynocephalidae.
AUGUCCUCGGAUGUAGAAAAAUUUAUCCGACUUUGGAUUCAUGAGGUAUAUCGGGUCUUCUAUGACCGUCUGGUUGACAAGGAGGACAGACAGGUCUUCUUCAACAUGGUGAAGGAAACCACCUCCAAUUGCUUCAAGCAGAGUGUAGAGAAGGUGCUCAUCCACUUGUCACCCACUGGAAAGAUCGUGGAUGAUAACAUCCGUAGCCUCUUCUUUGGAGAUUUCUUCAAGCCAGAAAGUGACCCAAAAAUCUAUGAUGAGAUCACUGACCUGAAACAGCUCACAGUGGUCAUGGAGUACUACCUGGAAGAGUUCAACAUCAUCAGCAAGGCCCCCAUGUCCUUGGUCAUGUUCAAGUUCGCCAUUGAGCACAUCUCCAGGAUCUGCAGGGUCCUGAAGCAGAACAAAGGCCACUUGCUCCUGGUGGGCAUUGGGGGCAGCGGACGGCAGAGUGCCACCAAACUGUCCACAUUCAUGAACUCAUACGAGCUAUACCAGAUCGAGAUCACUAAGAACUAUACCAGUAAUGACUGGCGGGAGGACCUAAAGAAGAUCAUGCUGCAGGUUGGCGUGGCCACUAAGAGCACUGUGUUCCUCUUCAGUGAUAACCAGAUCAAAGAUGAGUCAUUUGUGGAGGACAUCAACAUGCUUCUGAACACAGGCGAUGUGCCCAACAUCUUCCCAGCUGACGAGAAGGCUGACAUUGUGGAGAAGAUGCAAACAGCAGCCAGGACAGAAAGAGAGAAGAUUGAAGUCACUCCUCUUUCUAUGUAUAACUUCUUUAUUGAGAGGGUGAAAAAGAACCUUCACAUUGUCCUUGCCAUGAGUCCAAUUGGGGACACCUUCCGGAACCGCCUGCGGAUGUUCCCUUCACUCAUCAAUUGCUGUACAAUUGAUUGGUUCCAGUCCUGGCCCACGGAUGCCCUGGAAUUGGUGGCCAAUAAGUUUCUAGAAGAU